Messenger RNA from Bombus pascuorum, 1056 nucleotides. RefSeq names its product cell surface glycoprotein 1-like. The coding region runs from base 171 to 653 and encodes 160 amino acids. Lineage: Eukaryota; Metazoa; Arthropoda; Insecta; Hymenoptera; Apidae. The record is from RefSeq and is a predicted model, not a curated record. The transcript has 2 exons.
ACAACAACCAAGAUCCCAGUGGUGGUCUGCUAAUAGGCGCUAAUAGGCGAAGCUAUAGCUGGUUCGUGUUAAUCCUUAGCAUCAGUGAGGUAUUGGCAGACUUCAUCCUGGUACUGUUUAGCUGCCACUUUUAUGUAACUUUGCAUCGGAGGGUGCACAGCUGUUUCCAAAUGGAGACAAUCGACGACGUAGUAAACAAUGACGAAAUCGAGAUGCAUGACGUGGUCCAGCACAGCGAGAUGCCGGGUAUUCAACCGCCUUGCUUGGUGCAGCCGCUUAUGCAGGUGAGGCCGAAUCCUCUCCCACGACCCUUCUCGGCUACUUACGGCUCGACCUUACUUAAAUCGACGCUCAUCGCUGAACCGACGCCCAGCGAUGAUCUGACGCCCAGCGAUGAACUGACGUCCAGCGAUGAACCGAUGCCCAUGGCUCGACCAUCUCGUAGAACUUCCGCUAUUAUAUCACGAAGCUGGCAAUACCCUCAUCCAUUGCACGAAAGAUUUCAACAACGUACCAGACGGCCGAUAAUGAGAAUGCCGACUAUCGGCGAAGAAGAGGAGCACCAUAUACACUUGUAUAAUGGUAUCGACGGUACAGCGGCAGAAGACUUUGUGCUGAUAUUGAUUGCACCCGGCCGACAGUGGGACAAUUAAUUUCCGAUAAUGAAAUGUAUUUAAAACAUUGUUAAACACUGUAUCAAUUUCUAUCAUGUUGCAAUUGUUCUCUAUUGUAUCUAUUGUUAUGUAUCAUAUCCCUUAAUUGAUUUUCAAAAUUCUUCUUUCAUUAACGUAUCUAAAUUUGGUUGAUCUAGUAUUAAAAGUAGAAAGUUUUUAUCAUUUCAAUUAUCAACGCUUUGAAAAUUUGUUAGACAAUUGUUGUUGUUACACAUAGAUACAUAGAAUAGAUAUAUAGAUACAUGUCGUGUUACUCGAUGUAUAGAUAUGAUUAUAUUUAAUAAGUAAGAUUUAAAAGUUAGUAAAUUUAUAUAUUUUUUCUGUUGUUUAUCAUGUAGCUCUGUGUAUUUGUUGUGAAAUAAAUUCCAAAUAUAAACUAUAA